This is a messenger RNA of Penicillium lagena, 918 nucleotides long. Its product is annotated as sugar phosphate isomerase/epimerase family protein. The record is from RefSeq and is a predicted model, not a curated record. Lineage: Eukaryota; Fungi; Ascomycota; Eurotiomycetes; Eurotiales; Aspergillaceae. The coding region runs from base 1 to 918 and encodes 305 amino acids. The transcript is spliced from 2 exons.
AUGUCCAACUCCAGCGGCAUCAAUGGCCCGGCGAUCUUUGUCGCACAAUACAUCUCCGAUGAAGCUCCAUUCAACACUCUGGAAGGAAUCGCCGAGUGGGCCGCACGUCUCGGGUAUAAGGGGAUUCAGAUCCCUGUUGACCCACGGCUCAUUGACAUUCAGAGGGCCGCAGACGACUUAUCUUACUGUUCCGCGCUUUUAGACACUCUCAAACGCUAUGGAAUCCAACUUACUGAGCUAUCCACGCAUCUUCAAGGACAGCUCAUUGCUGUUCAUCCUGCCUACGAUGUUCUCUUUGACGGCUUUGCUCCGCAAGACCGACCGCAAUCAUUGGUCGAUAAAGGGUUCGACGAGCUCGCAACGCGCUGGAAGCCGAUACUCGACGCGUUUGACGAAGCAGGGGUUGACCUCUGUUAUGAAAUCCAUCCAGGAGAGGAUCUCCACGAUGGAGUAUCAUUCGAACUGUUCCUGAAAGCCGUGGGUGGUCAUAAACGAGCUUGUAUUCUCUAUGACCCCAGUCACUUCAUUCUACAACAACUCGACUACCUCAGUUUUGUGGACAUUUACCAUGAACGCAUUAAAAUUUUCCACGUCAAAGACGCCGAGUUUGUUCCAAAUGGUCGCCAAGGCGUUUAUGGAGGGUAUGGCUCAUGGAUAGAACGGGCGGGUCGCUUCAGAGCACUCGGAGAUGGCCAAGUACAAUUCAAGGGGAUUUUCACACGACUGAUCCAACACGGAUACUGUGGAUGGGCUGUGCUUGAGUCUGAAUGUGCGUUCAAGGAUAAGAUGGUGUGCGCGGAGGAGGGUGCGCCAUUCAUUGCGAACCACAUCUUUCCUCUAGCAAAGACGAGUUUUGAUGAUUUUGCUGGAUCUGGUGUCAGUGACGAUCAGGUUAGCCGGAUACUAGGGAUUCCCUAG